Molecule: messenger RNA, 3252 nt
Organism: Oryzias melastigma (Indian medaka)
Lineage: Eukaryota; Metazoa; Chordata; Actinopteri; Beloniformes; Adrianichthyidae
Gene: phf1
Product: PHD finger protein 1
Exons: 15
Coding region: 737-2332 (531 amino acids)
Biological process (GO): chromatin organization; regulation of DNA-templated transcription
Cellular component (GO): nucleus
Molecular function (GO): DNA binding; chromatin binding
Source: RefSeq, a predicted model, not a curated record
UCGAGUUAUCUUUGAUUUUCAGACUAAAAUCCGGGACAAAAGAAUCCGUUUGAUUUACAAACACCUGUCCAGGUGGACUCUCGGGUUAUUUAUUUCAUUAUUCAUGUAGUUAUUGAUCCGCUUUUCUGGCCCCAAUCCUUCAUUUUUUAUUCAGAUCGUCUGAGAGAGUCACGUGCCACUUAAUGGGGCGCCUAAACUCACUAAUUGGCUUCCUAAUUGGCCGCUGUCGCCGCGCGCGCUCUCUCUUUCGCGCCGCCACAUUCCCACAGUCUCCCUGAUUGGGGGUCAAUCUCGUAGACAGAAUCCCCCCCACCUCCUUACCCCUGUCACCCCCCCAUCCUCGUGUUUUAUGUCUGCGUCACAACAAGUCGGCGUUGCGCGUGCGGUGAUGGCGUCUCUGGCGCAGCUCUGACAAACACGCCUUCAGCACCGGGGGUAGGAGGAGGGGGCGAGGGGGGGCAACAGCGACGGAACAUGACGAAACGGCACCGAGGAGGAGGACGGACAAACUAGACUGAGAGACGGACGGCGCACUCCUCCUCCUCCUCCUCCUCCUGCUCCUGCUCGCUGAAGACUUGACUGACACGCACGCACACGGGCGCCGCGCAGACGGGGGAGCAUGCACGCACGCCCUCCACUUUUGGCGAACACGCACGCGGCGUAAUUGGGCAGUCUCGGCGGAUGAGCCUGCAGGAAUCUGUGUGACCCCCGACGGGAAGGAGUUCGCGCGGACAGGAUGGGGGGAGUCAGUGAGGGAGAUGAUGUGUUGGCUCGGUGGAGUGAUGGACUUCUGUACCUCGGAAACGUCAAAAGAGUGGAUGGAGUCAAGCAGUGCUGUCUGGUGAGGUUCGAGGACAACUCCGAGUUCUGGGUGCUCAGGAAGGACAUCCACUCCUUCGCUGCCGGAGGGGAAGAAGUUUGCUGCAUUUGUGACGCCCCGCCUCUCAAAGAACCGCUCAUCAAUUGUUUGAAAUGUCGCCACGGUUAUCAUCUGGAGUGCCACACGCCAACCGUCGAGCCGGAAGCUGACAGCGAUUCUUGGAUAUGUCGGCAGUGCGUCUUUGCAGUUGCAACCAAGAGAGGCGGGGCCCUGAAGCGCGGACGCUUCGCCCGGCUCAUGCAGUUCAUGAAGCUGCGGCUCCCGUACCAGCUGUCGUCUCUGGACUGGGACCCGCAGCAUCUGACCAACCAGCAGCAGUGUUACUGCUACUGUGCCGGACCUGGAGAGUGGAACCUGAAAAUGCUGCAGUGUAGCAGCUGUGGUCAGUGGUUCCACGAGGCGUGCACACAGUGCCUAACCAAGCCGCUGCUGUACGGGGACAGGUUUUAUCAGUUCCAGUGCUCAGUUUGUACGAAGGGACCAGAGACGAUCCAAAGACUCCCCAUGACCUGGGUGGAUUUGGCUCAUUUAGUGCUCUACCAUCUCUCACUGUGCUGCAAGAGGAAAUACUUUGAUUUUGACCACGAAAUCCUGUCCUUCACCAACGAGAAUUGGGAGUCGUUGCUUCUCGGCGCGCUGUCAGACACACCGAGACAGGACCGAUUCCACAAUCUGCUCAACGCUCUCAACUCCCACAAGGACAGGUUUGUCUCUGGAAAAGAGAUCAAGAAGAAAAAGUGUCUUUUCGGGCUGCAGGUCCGAGCUCCGCCUCCGCUCACAUCGGAUACGUCGCCGCUCAUUACAGACCCGCCUGUCAGCAUCACACACCGGAGAAGCCCGCUGUCACUGCCCUGCCAGAGGAGAGUGGGGGGGGCGGAGCCUCGUAAACCGAAGCGGCGUGUGAUGGAGACACAGGCCUGUCCACCUCCUGUUCCUGCCAACUCCAUUGAGCUACUGCCAUGUUGCCAUGGCUACAUGGGAGGGGCCAGCCUUUACAACUCCAGGAUAUCAGAGGAGGACCUCAACACAAGUUCUCCUCCGAAGCGGAUGUACGCGCUGUACCACUCUGCUUACAACGGAAAUACUGCACUCCCCGCCAACUUCCAUCACUACAACAGUUUGGAGGACAACUGCCGUUUACCCCCCUCCUGCUUAUCGUACCCCCUCAACCCCGAAGGCAACCACCACCACCACCACCAGCACUACCACAGCCACCAGCACCAGUCGGGGCAGAAGCCACUGGAGCCCCUCAUUUUACGGGACGCGCCUCCUUGUCAGGCCGGUGUGGGCGGAGCAGGAGGAGGUGGAAUUGGGAUGGGACUCGUAGGAGGGGACGGGACUGUCGGCAGAGGCUGGGGAGGGGGGGAGGCGGUGAGGAUCUUGGCGAAACGCAUCACACCAGAUGGGAAGGUACAGUACCUGGUGGAAUGGGAGAACAUGAGUCUGUACUGACACGGCGAGGGUUUUGGCUCGCCACAGGACCGCGGUGUACCUCACGUACGGCAGUGUGUAAAGUACAAACCCGAUCAGGAUCCAGGUUUCUCUCACGGUGACACCUCUACACUAUUACUCCUAUCACUGUUCCAACUAAACGUCCCUCUUUGCUGGUGUUUCUGAUAUUUGUACUGUUACCUUUGGAAUAUGCCUUUGCAUUGAUCUCAUUUGACAGUGAAGAGGGAACUGUCUGGACCUCCUGGUGGUUUGUUUUUGGGGAGAGAAAGAACGAGAACGCCCCUGCAUACACGACGGUCAUGAACCAGCAUCAGUUAUUUAAGUUCAGCUUUUAAGCAGCUUUUUGAGGAAUCGUUUUCUGAACUGUUGCCAAGAUCACAAGAGCUUUGCUCCUCAGAGGAUUAACACAAAGACGUCAAGACUUUUGCAAGUUUAAAGAAAAAAAAACGUCUUUCUCUGUUUUUGCAGUUUUUCCUUUACAGCUCAUUGGUGAUCGUUCUCCUCUUUAAGCUGCAACAGGGAUGACCGGAGAAAGCUCAGAAAUAUAACGAAAUGUCACAAAUGUCGUGGCAGUUUCGUGGUAAAGCACAUCCAAACAUGCACAACACUGAGGGAGGGGGAUGCACUUAUUUAAUUUACUGUCAAGGCCCCUUAUUUGAAAAUCUGUAAUGGUUUUAGAACCACCAAAUAUGCAUCUUGUCUCCUUUUAAAGACGCUAUAAAAUCAGAGUAACACUUUGUCCAAAUUCACUCACCAUUUAAAGGACUGUACAGGGCAUUCAGCAUUGUGUCCAAAUCUACAAUUAUAAACUUCUUCUCUGCAUUGAUGCGCUUCAAUGUGUGUGAGAAGUGGACCGAGUGAGUGUGAUGUCACUCAUAAAAAACGACUUCCAAUUAAAGGUGCAGUUUCCAUUAAGCUAA